Molecule: messenger RNA, 1283 nt
Organism: Grammomys surdaster
Lineage: Eukaryota; Metazoa; Chordata; Mammalia; Rodentia; Muridae
Product: choline transporter-like protein 4
Exons: 14
Biological process (GO): choline transport; thiamine pyrophosphate transmembrane transport
Cellular component (GO): plasma membrane
Molecular function (GO): thiamine pyrophosphate transmembrane transporter activity
Source: RefSeq, a predicted model, not a curated record
AUGGGGAGAAAGCAGAAUGAAAACGAGGCUUACGGGAAUUCGGCCAAAUAUGACCCCUCCUUUCGAGGCCCCAUCAAAAACAGGGGCUGCACAGAUAUCAUCUGCUGUGUUCUCUUCCUGAUCUUCAUUUUGGGUUACAUCAUAGUGGGGCUUGUGGCCUGGGUGUAUGGAGACCCUCGACAAGUGCUGUACCCCAGAAACUCCACGGGGGCCUACUGUGGCGUGGGCGACAACAAGGAUAAACCGUACGUUCUGUAUUUCAACAUCUUAAGCUGUGCAGCGGCCCUCAACGUCAUCUCCAUCGCUGAGAAUGGCCUACAGUGCCCCACACCCCAGGUGUGCGUCUCUUCCUGCCCACAGGCCCAAUGGGCAGUGGGGCCGCUGCAGUUCUCAAAGACAGUCCGUGACGUUUAUAAAGAAAACAGAAAAUUUUGUCUUCCAACGGUGUCCCCAGAUAUGAUAGUGAGUGACAGCCUGCAGAAGGAACUCUGUCCCAGUUUCCUUCUUCCUUCUAAACCAGCUCUGGGACGCUGUUUUCCACUCCCGGACACCAACUUCACUUUACCUGAACACUUACAGAUCAAUAACACCACCAUCUCUAAUGGAAUCAGUGGCCUCCUGGACAGCAUUAAUGCCCGGGACGUCUCUGUGAAGAUCUUUGAAGAUUUUGCCCAGUCCUGGUACUGGAUUCUCGUGGCGCUGGCCGUGGCCCUGGUGCUAAGUCUGCUGUUCAUCCUGCUCCUGCGCCUGGUGGCGGCACCCCUGGUGCUGCUGCUGAUUGUGGGGGUGCUGGCUGUGCUCGCUUAUGGCAUCUACCACUGUUGGGAACAGUACCGAGUGCUGCGGGAUGAGGGAGCCUCCAUCACCCAGGUGGGCUUCACCACGAACUUCAGUGCCUACCAGAGUGUGAAGGAGACCUGGCUGGCUGCUCUGAUUGUCCUGGCUGUCCUGGAGGGUGUCUUGCUUCUCAUGCUCAUCUUCCUGCGUCAGCGGAUCCGGAUCGCCAUCGCUCUGCUGAAGGAAGCCAGCAGGGCUGUGGGGCAGAUGAUGUCGACUAUGUUCUACCCUCUGGUCACCUUCGUCCUCCUGGUCAUUUGCAUUGGUUACUGGGCCGUGACAGCUUUGUACCUGGCCACAUCUGGGCAACCGCAGUACAUCUACUGGGUGUCCAACACCAGUACACCGGGCUGUGAGAACGCUCCUGUGAACGCGUCCUGUGACCCCAUGUUCAGUAGUCGAGUAACCCACUUUGUAGAAAGUGAGGUGGAGACCGGAAACCCGAG